Sphaerulina musiva SO2202 is the source of this 318-nucleotide messenger RNA. RefSeq lists its product as uncharacterized. The record is from RefSeq and is a predicted model, not a curated record. Bases 1 to 318 code for a protein of 105 amino acids. The transcript has 2 exons. NCBI's taxonomy places the organism in Eukaryota, Fungi, Ascomycota, Dothideomycetes, Mycosphaerellales, Mycosphaerellaceae.
AUGAGAGCAGCAUCUAGGCUUCUGCAGCACAGUCUGCGUCUGACCUUCUUUACUCAUGAACAUUGCACCCUCUGCCAACCCGUCAAAGAUGUUAUGAGCACAGUCUGGGAUCGUCGACCUUUCGGAUACGAGGAGAUCGAUAUUCUUGCCCCUGAAAAUAACAAGUGGAAGCAGCUAUAUGAGUUCGAUAUCCCGGUGCUACAUGUUGAUCGCACGUCCUCGUCAAAUGGGACGACCACCGCAGCCGCUCGCAAAUUGAAGCAUAGAUGGACGCAAGAACAACUCGAGAAAGUCAUGGACGAGGUUGAGAACAGCUGA